AUGGUAACCAGUCUUUCAAACCUAGGCUACGAGACUUUGGCGUACAUCUUGACAUUCGCCUUGCCAAGCGACGUCGAAUCAAUCACUGUGGCUUCACCUGUGGUCGCCCGAGACGUGAUUCCGUUCUACCCGAGCAUAUGGGAGCAUAUCUUUCGUCAGCGCUGGGAAGCGUUAAACUUUCAGUUGGACGGCGACGUGCCGGUGCAAAUUAACAAAUAUUUGGAUGCCCUCUUCCCUACCUCGUGUACUUUAAGUCGCAAAUUGCAAUUGCUGACCCAUGCCAUCAAACCCGUGCCUUCCUUUGCUGAUAUCAGGCAGACACAAAAAGCUUCAGGUUACAAAAAGGCUGAUCACAGAAUUAUUUCUUUAGAUGCACCAUACACAAGUCAAUUGAAACCUGUCGACUUUGCUCUAGAUGGCGUAGUUCUGGGAGACGAUCGAUGUGUUCGAGCGAAUUUGCCAUUCUUGACCACAUUUUACGUUGCAGUUAUCAAGCGGAACUUACAUGAAGAUGGUCAUGAAGCUGGACAGUCACGACCAGUAUACGAAGUCGGCGUAGUCUCAGGAGGAUACUUCGAGCUUAGCUUGUCGAAACGCCAGCAUCGAAAUAUAACAAAUCUUUCUGAACUUGAACAUGAAGCUAUGACGUCAAUUGGUCUCGUGAGCUCAAGAUUUCCACUGGUGGGCAAGCAACCAGGAUGGACCCGAACUUCAUACGGAUACCAUGGUGACGACGGCUGUUUCUACCACGGCACUUCGUUUGAGCUGGGCCGGCCUUUAGGUCCGACUUUCAGGGCUAAUUGUACAGUUGGGUGCGGCAUUCGCGUUGACAUGAGAACCGGAGCAGCUCAAGCGUUUUUCGCAAAUAACGGCAGGCUCAUUCAUGGUGGAACUCAUGGAGCGUAUAUGGAGUGUGAGCAUCAAGAGUGGUACCCAGCUGUUGGAUUGGACUCAUAUGACGCGUUGCACUUAAACUUUGGACAAGAGCCGUUCAAGUACAUUACGAUCGCAGAUGAGCUCUUUAGACAGUGCAUAGACAUGGGAAAUGUCGUGUCGAAACACCUUCAGUGGCGUGAGUUAAGUGAUACAUGCGUCGCGGCCAAAGACGUCGAUAAUGAUCUGGAUUCGAAUGUUGAAAUUCCUCGCAAGCGCAAAUUUCUUUUAAUUUAA
This is a messenger RNA of Plasmopara halstedii, 1170 nucleotides long. RefSeq names its product SPRY domain-containing proteins. The record is from RefSeq and is a predicted model, not a curated record. Gene Ontology annotation, molecular function: protein binding. The transcript is spliced from 5 exons. NCBI's taxonomy places the organism in Eukaryota, Oomycota, Peronosporomycetes, Peronosporales, Peronosporaceae. Bases 1 to 1170 code for a protein of 389 amino acids.